ACAUGUGGUCGGCACUUAGCUUCCACUGAUGAAUGUAGGGACCAAACGAUAUAGAUCUGAAAUGAUGCCAUGGAGUGAAGGCUGCACAUUCCAUAUUGGCUGCAAAAUUUGAUCCUUAGUUUCUUUCUUUGGGGACUUAAGCGUGGGUACGUCGCCUCAAACUCCAAGGAUGAUCCUGCAAAGGUUGCUGCUAGCUUCACCUCCCAGGUCGUCAUCAUGAACCACCUUGGUCAGAUUAAAAAUGGUUACACCCCAGUUCUUGAUUGCCACACCUCUCACAUUGCAGUCAAGUUCUCUGAGAUCUUGACCAAGAUUGACUGGCGUACUGGUCAUGAGAUUGAGAAGGAGCCAAAGUUUUUAAAGAACAGUGAGGCCGCUAUUAUUAAUAUGACUCCCACCAAGCCUAUGGUGGUUGAGGCUUACUCUGCGUACCCACCCCUGGGACGUUUUGCUAUUAGGGACAUGAGGCAAACCGUUGGUGUUGGAGUUAUCAAGAGUGUUGUCAAGAAGGACCCAAGUGGAGCCAAAUGAUGAGACUCUCUUCUUUAUGGUUGUCUCUUAUCUUAUGCGUUUAAACUUUGAUGGCCAUUUGAGCCUUUUUAAUUAUCUUAUUGUUUUCUCUGCGACUUUA
This is a messenger RNA of Arabidopsis thaliana (thale cress), 631 nucleotides long. Its product is annotated as elongation factor Tu C-terminal domain-containing protein. The record is from RefSeq and is marked reviewed. Lineage: Eukaryota; Viridiplantae; Streptophyta; Magnoliopsida; Brassicales; Brassicaceae. The transcript has a single exon. Bases 217 to 531 code for a protein of 104 amino acids.